Messenger RNA from Gorilla gorilla gorilla (western lowland gorilla), 925 nucleotides. RefSeq names its product chromosome 18 C16orf74 homolog (gene CLMB). The record is from RefSeq and is a predicted model, not a curated record. The coding region runs from base 197 to 427 and encodes 76 amino acids. NCBI's taxonomy places the organism in Eukaryota, Metazoa, Chordata, Mammalia, Primates, Hominidae. The transcript has 4 exons.
CCGCGGGAGGCGCGCGGCUGCCCGAGCGCCGGCCGGGCCAUGACCCCCGCUGCUCUGUCUUGCAGGCUCGUCGCCGCGGCCCCCCGAGCCCGACCGCCGCGGCCACCACCACCAGCGCCCGGGCGGGCCUCGCGCGCCUCGGACGCGGCUCCGCAGUGAGCCCACCAAGAAGGAAGCGGCCUGCAGAGGUGCCGACAUGGGGCUUAAGAUGUCCUGCCUGAAAGGCUUUCAAAUGUGUGUCAGCAGCAGCAGCAGCAGCCACGAUGAGGCCCCCGUCCUGAACGACAAGCACCUGGACGUGCCCGACAUCAUCAUCACGCCCCCCACCCCCACGGGCAUGAUGCUGCCGAGGGACUCGGGGAGCACAGUCUGGCUGGAUGAGACAGGGUCGUGCCCGGAUGAUGGAGAAAUCGACCCAGAAGCCUGAGGAGGUGUCCUGGGUUUGUCUGGCUGGCUCCUGCUCCGGCGGCCCGGCUUCAGGUGUCCGGGGGCAUGGCUGCCUGGAGCAGGUGUGCUGAAUACCCUGGAUGGGAACUGAGCGAAUCCAGGCCUCCGCUCAGAGAGACGUGGCAGGACCAGCGAGGAAUCCAGCCUGCCCACUUCCAGAACAGUGUUUCCCAGGCCCCGCUGAGUGGACCGGACCUCUGACACCUCCAGGUUCUUGCUGACUCCGGCCUGGUGAAAGGGAGCGCCAUGGUCCUGGCUGUUGGGGUCCCAGGGAGAGGCUCUCUUCUGGACAAACACACCCUCCCAGCCCCCAGGGCUGUGCAAACACAUGCCCCUGCCAUAAGCACCAACAAGAACUUCUUGCAGGUGGAGUGGCUGUUUUUUAUAAGUUGUUUUACAGAUACGGAAACAGUCCAAAACGGGAUUUAUAAUUUCUUUUUUGCAUUAUAAAUAAAGAUCCUCUGUAACAAAUAGUGAA